UUGGACUGGUGUCGUGUAGACUGGUCAAGUGUCGUCUAGACUUGACCGGUGUCGUGUUGACUGGACUGGUGUUACGUUCACUGGUCUGGUGUCACAUAGACGGGACUGGUGUCAGGUAGACUGGUGUGGUGUCACGUACACUGGACAGGUGUCACAUAGACGGGACUGGCGUCAGGUAGACUGGACAGGGUCACGUAGACUGGACUGGUGUCUCAUAGAUUGGAUAGGUGUCGUCUAGACGGGACUGGUGUCGUGUUGACAUCUGCACAUUAGAUGCAUAGGAAUUAUUCCGCCCCGGUCCACCGGGCCCCUAUGCUUGACCCUUCUUCUUGGAGCAGGAAGGACUCGGACACUAAGGUACCCAAACAGGCUAUGUCCACAAAGAUCUUGGGUCUAGGUCUGUUUUUAGUUGGAGUACUCCUGUUAUCAGUGGCUCUCAUCAUCGGACUGGAGUUUCCCAAAUAUGUGCGCACUAAAAUCAUUGAAGACCAGUGUAUUCUGAACAGAGACCAUUCCAAGUUUGAAUCGUGGAGAACGGGAUCUCAGUGGAACCGAAUAAAUCGCAUCUAUUUUUGGGUGCUUGAGAACAAAGAAGGUUUCCUGUACCACGGGGAGGAACCAAAGGUGAAAGAGAGGGGUCCGUACGUGUACCGAGAGACGGAGGAGAAAACUGACAUCACAUUCAACGUCAACGAGGUGUGGAUGAAGCUGUGGCGACGAAACGUGUUUGAUGCCGAUCUCACUGCCUACGAGUGCGGUUUCGACUGCACAGAACAAGAACCGUUGACGGUUAUCAACCAGGAUUUUCUUCAAAAGACGACAAGUUUUGGGUCGGAAUCGGAUUACACUUUUGAAGCGAUCCCUGCAACCCUGACAACAGCCAUGGUUGACCUUGGCAUUGAUGUGUCCAAAAACAUCACCGACAAACUCCCCGCCUUGGGAUGUUUGACUGCUACAUGUGAUACAGUUUGGUCGACUAAAUUACCUUCGACCACACACUUGAACGACUUGUCAUUUGGUGUAUGGAUUCGUAAAAACGACACGUCAUAUAAAUCUGAGAUAUUGACUGAGAGAGGUCAAAGAUCUUUCACCGAAGAAGAGAUGGUUGGGAUAUAUAAUUUAUUAACAACGCCAUCUUUGCUCAAGAACGGUAACUCGCCUUAUUCGGAGUGUUUAUCAUGGGCGCGUCAUAUAGCUUGUGCCUCCAGUGGUUCCGAUGCGGUGAACUCAAACGUCAGCUGUGGUAUUAUAUCCUUAUUGAAGAUUUACAGCUUGGGAUCUGUGUCGUGCUUUCAAAAUUUCUCUGCUCAAAUGCAACAUUUUCUAUGCAGCCAGCAAAAUCCUAGCCAUUGCUUUGUCCUUCCCAGCAACAUACUACUAUCAACUGCCUAUAUAGAAGCUUUAACAGCGUUCAUCUUAUCACAUAUAGCUGCAUUUGUUCACGAAGCUGCCAUUGUAAGUCUCCAGAACGAUCUGGUGACAACCAGAAAUCAGUCGGAUCUGGCGUUUGGGUACGUCCGGAAAGGUCCAGAUGACGUGUCCAUUUUUGUGCCAGGUGUGUUUUCGGACCCUUGGUCGAGUCUAGGGUCGGGCCUGGGUCCGAGUCAGGGGUCCAGUGAAGGGUCUAGAAGUGAAGUGAGUUCAGUCUGGACACUGGCCACGUGUCUUCAGGAUCGGAACAUUGACAAUAACAUGAUGGUUAAAAAAAUCAACGGAAGUCAUUUCGCCCCCAAACGUCUUCUUAAAGCAAGUGAAAUGAAUGUGUAUUUGUCCUCACACACGGACUUUGUACCAGCGUGUGGUCUACUUCAAGCAUGUGUAGCUUGUCAGCCAACACUGCAGUCUCCCAAAGUCUACAUACCAAAAGUCUGGAGGAGAGUGCAUUUUAACAGUCAAACCCAGUCCACUCUGUUCAACAAUGUUGUUUAUACAUUCUCCAUGGCUAACGACACAUUUACAAGCCAUGGAUCUUAUGACGUCCACGAUGGUGUGCAGAACAUGACGGGCCUCUAUUCCUACCUUGUAUGGAUGAGCAACCCCCACUUCGUCUACUCGUCCGGGUCUUACCCCACAGGAUCUCAGUCCGGAGGGGCCGUCUCAAAGCAUAUAUCAUCUAUCGACGUCGAGCCUGAUACAGGGCGAAUUUGGCAGCGGAAAUUCCGCUUUCAGUUCAACGUUGGGGUGACAGCCAAAAACAUCAACGCCAAACGAAAUAAGUCACUGAACGUGACGUACCUUGGUCGACCGAUUCCGAUCUACUGGACAGAGAGAAGUGCUGUAAUAUCAGAAGGUGAAACAGGCCAUUACAACUAUAAGGUCGGUCGCUUGAUGAGGGUGUCCUGCGGAGGUCUCAUCGGAAUAUCUGUGAUGUCCGUCAUUGUGAUGGUUGUCGGUGUUGUCGUCUGCUUCCUUCCCGCCAAAACUAACAGAGUUGCGCCAGUUCCAGAUGACAAUAAUCUCGUCCAUAACCACAGAUGACAAUGAGACAGGUCGUGGAUCAGUUAUCGUCAACAAAGUUUGAAAGUGGUUAAACAAACACGUUGGCACCUCGUGGUGUGGGGUGAAAUGAAAUGUGCUUGAAAGUCGGAUCCAAAAUGUUUGCACUUUUAAAGCGAAGUGUGCCUCUGCUUGCACUGGUCCGGGUUGAUGUCAGUGCUCUAGUGUUUGCCACUGCGAUACAAUGCCGGAGUUAACGUGGGUACCCGACAUGUAUACUGACUCAGAGCCGACCAGGCAGUGCUUUAUCGCCUUAAUGCAGAGCUCCAGGCAGGUACCACGUACCAUGUUUUAACGUCUUUUGUUUUGACGUUUCCUGGGACAGCACUUCCGACCUUCUGCUCCUCGGACAGACACUCGACGUUGUCCACAACCCCAUGGAAGUGACCAGAGGUAGCACAGGGGUGUCUUGUCAAGCACUGCCAAUGGGGUGAAUGUGAAUGGGAUGACGUUUACCAUUUAUACGCCCCUUGUGGAAAGUAAAGAGUGAAUCACCAUUGAUUCUAUAACCUGCAUUGGAGGGUCAUUCUAAUAUAUGAUUCUGGAGUUGAAUGGACACUGUUAACAGAAGCCCUUAGUGUGGAAUAUAACAAUUCUACACAGCAUUUUCACAUUGUAUAGUUUAUUGUAUCCAAACCCAUUUAUGUUCUUUGGUUUCUGGAGGUGAAGAACUUUCCAUGUGAGAUUGAAUGGAUAUCGGUGAAGGCAGGUGAAAACAGUAUUGCUAAACGAUGGAGAUGUUGAUAUAUAAUGUGUGAGAAAAUCACUGCACCAAUGCCAUAUGUAUUGCACAUUAAACACCCAGAUGACAAUAAUAUAAUCGCAGAUACAAAUUAUCGUAAAUUCAUCAGAUUUCCAUUUAACAAUUUUCUCACCGCGUAUAUAGAUGUUGACAGUGUUCAUGCUUUCUCAUAUAUAUAUAUAUAUAUAUACUUCCCAUCAAAAGUUUAGACUCACUUAUAA
Molecule: messenger RNA, 3459 nt
Organism: Haliotis rubra (blacklip abalone)
Lineage: Eukaryota; Metazoa; Mollusca; Gastropoda; Lepetellida; Haliotidae
Exons: 8
Coding region: 274-2478 (734 amino acids)
Cellular component (GO): membrane; cytoplasm
Molecular function (GO): scavenger receptor activity
Source: RefSeq, a predicted model, not a curated record